Molecule: messenger RNA, 2091 nt
Organism: Brassica oleracea var. oleracea
Lineage: Eukaryota; Viridiplantae; Streptophyta; Magnoliopsida; Brassicales; Brassicaceae
Exons: 3
Coding region: 1645-2016 (123 amino acids)
Source: RefSeq, a predicted model, not a curated record
ACCCGAACGCCCACCCUACAUAUAUUAAUGGCGACUGGAUAAUUGGCUACUCCAGGCGUUUCUUUGGAGUUUGAACUUAAAAGCAUUGGUCUAUGAACUUGAUUUGAUUUCUCGGACGUUGCAGGACACAUGAUUAUAUUAAUGGUACGUAAGUUAAUUCUGUUCUUGUCCAUGUCCCCAUAAGGGUUUUGUUUUGCGCAGCAUCCAAUUGGGACCAGUAUAUGAAAUAAAUACUCUUUGGUUGCAAGUAAGCGUUUAGCUGGUAAAAAUUGAUGUCUUGUGAAAAUUGGGACCUUUACAUGAAAGGCGAAAGCCAUCAUUUAUUUCGUUUUGCUAUAAUUCUUCGAGAGUUUACUAUCUGUGCAAGUAGGCACGCGGGUUCGGUUCGUUUGGGUAUUUCAGUUUUAGUGGCUGGGUUAGUUUGGUUAGUCCAAUCUUACCGGAAUUUAUCGAAUAAAAAUUGCUUGGUUGGUUUGGGAUUCAGUUAGUUUGGUUUUUGAAAAUUUUGCUGAGUUUAAUCUAAUUUUUUUGUUUCAGUUAGAUUUUGAUUUAAUUUGGUUGAAGUCUUAAAUAAUUUCAGUCAAAUUUGAUAAUGUUGGUUAGUUCGGGUAAUUAUGUCAAAAAAAAAUUUGUUUGUUCCAUUAAUUUGGUUUUUUUUUUUGAAAACCAAGCAGCUACUACCACUGAAGCAAUGACCCACUUUUUUUAAUAAAAAUCUUGAUGAACUUAACCGAAGUCAUAACUGUAUCCGAAGCGAAAAUAAUAUUUUUUGGUUUCAUUCGGUUUUACUGGUUCGGUUUGGGUAAUGAAUCUUAGUCCUAUGUGCAAGACUGUAAGAGUGCUUGUAAUAAACCACUAGCUUUGAUGAAAAGGUGAGUGAGUUUAUCUUAAACUCCUUUUUAACUUUGUACCUAAUAUCCCUUUUGUAUUAUUUAUGAUUUGCUAUACCAAAGUGGGGUAAGGAAACCCAAAGGUAGAGAGCUAAAUAAGCUUAUUGAGGCCAGGGCCGGCUUAGAAUUGUAUUAGGCACUUGGACAAAAAUAAUUUUUACACCUGAUAGUUAAUUAAACUAAGAUUAUAGGACCCUAUUCUAAAAGAAAAAAACAGAAAAUGACGGACCCCUUUUGUUAUUGAAUUGAUUGGUUUUUGGGGUGAGUCCCGGGCGAGUGCACUCCUUGCCCUCCAUGUUGAGCCUGCUGAUUGAGGCUUGGUCAGAACUCAAAAUCAAUCCUCUACUAUGAAUGAUUUCAAUCCUCUACUAUGAAUGAUUUUGGUGGGGUUGCAUUUUUGUGAGUGAAGCAUCUUUUUCAAACUAUGCUGAGGAAACCAAAUACUUUCUCUCACUUAGUAUUUUUUUUUUUUUUUUUUGAAACACCUUCUCUCACUUAGUAAUAUGUAGAUUAAGUCAAGGAUCCAAAGCAUACUUGUAUAUGUCUGUCUUGUCUUGUGUGUUGACAUGUCUCUUGCGUCUUUAAACUUGAUUUUCUCCAUAGAGUGAAGCAAAAGAAAAAGAUGGGCUUCUUCUGUCAUCCACUUACCAAGAUUUGCUGAUUCAUCCUUUUCUGAUAGCGACAAUCUCCGUUUCCCACUCUUGGAUUCUUGAUUCUUGUGUUAUUUAUCUUUCUUGUACAACGAGACACUGUUAUGGCUUCUCUGUCUGAAAUCGUCGAGCAAGAGGUUGUAGCAUCACCAAGAGGCAAGCUUUCAAUAACAAGUGAAAGCAGUCUAGCUUCUGUCGCCUCAUUGUCCAUGCCCCUUAUUCAGGAGAUUGUUUUAUCAGCAGACAUCAAAUGUAGUGACUGUCAAGAGAAAAUCGCUGACAUAAUGUCGAGGAUGAUCGAAGCAGAAACAUAUUCAAUAUUGGUGAGCGUAUUGGAGAAGAAAGUGACACUGACAUGUACAUAUUCCGGUGACCGGAGAGUCUCCAAAUCAUACGGCGAAGCUCUUCUCUGCAAAAUGUCCACCUUCAAGCGUAGGAUACUUCAUUCUUCUAGGAAACAACUCAAUGUUGAGUAGUUUUUGCUUUUAUUGUCAUCCUCUUUGCAAUAAACCGUUGGAAAGUUUUUAAUCUUAAAUGUCGAAUGUGAUGGA